AUGUUUGCCGAGAGUGUAGCAGCUCCAUUGAGCUCGGCUCAGAUCGGUUUGACCUCGAGCUGGACGCAGGACGGCGUCACUGUGGCUGGGGGAAAUGGAGCAGGUACAGAACUCAAUCAGCUCAAUCGGCCGGUCGGUUUGUUCGUGGAUGAGGAUGCCACUGUGUAUAUCGCUGACUACCGGAAUCACCGUAUUAUGGAAUGGAAAGAUAGUGCGACAAGUGGUCAAGUGAUUGCCGGAGGAAAUGGAUAUGGAUCAAGGACUGACCAACUGAAUUAUCCAACAGAUGUAAUUGUCAACAACGAGAGUCUCUUCAUCUGCGAUUACAGCAACGGACGAGUGGUGCGAUGGCCUCGUCGAAGUGCCACAAGUGGAGAAACGAUCAUCUCAGACGUCUAUCCCGACGGCUUGACGAUGGACGACAAUGGAUUUCUCUACGUCUCUGACCGGAGCAAGAACGAGGUUAGACGACGGCGAGUGGGCGAGAAUAGUGGGACAGUGGUGGCCGGCGGUCAUGGACAAGGUGAUCGUCUCGAUCAGCUCAAUAAUCCUACCAACAUUUUUGUCGAUCGGGAUCAUUCAGUGUACAUAUCGGAUUUGAACAAUCAUCGUGUGAUGAAGUGGAUGAAAGGCGCCAAAGAAGGUAUUGUCGUAGCCGGUGGUCGAGGCCAAGGAAAUGAUCUGACACAAUUAUCGAGUCCUCGAGGAGUCGUCGUCGAUCAAUUGGGCACUGUCUAUGUGGCUGACAGUUACAAUAAUCGUAUAAUGCGUUGGUUCAAAGGAGCCACACAGGGAAAUGUCCUUGUGGACGGAAAUGGUGUAGGAGAAUCAAACCAGCUCAGUUCUCCUCAGAGUUUGUCAUUCGAUCGACACGGCAAUCUCUAUGUCGUCGAUUACGCGAGUCAUCGAGUCCAAAGAUUUAAUAUUAAUCGAAGUUGA
This is a messenger RNA of Didymodactylos carnosus, 939 nucleotides long. The record is from the annotation of a GenBank genome assembly. NCBI's taxonomy places the organism in Eukaryota, Metazoa, Rotifera, Eurotatoria, Philodinida, Philodinidae.